Molecule: messenger RNA, 369 nt
Organism: Echinococcus granulosus
Lineage: Eukaryota; Metazoa; Platyhelminthes; Cestoda; Cyclophyllidea; Taeniidae
Product: putative small nuclear ribonucleoprotein Sm D2
Exons: 2
Coding region: 1-369 (122 amino acids)
Biological process (GO): RNA splicing; spliceosomal snRNP assembly
Cellular component (GO): U5 snRNP; U2 snRNP; U1 snRNP
Molecular function (GO): RNA binding
Source: RefSeq, a predicted model, not a curated record
AUGGCAGCGACGAAAACGCGUAAUCUUAUGACGGAAGAAGAAUUGAUUGAAUUGGAGAAACAGGAAUUUGAAACUGGGCCACUGUCCGUCCUAUUGAAUGCCGUGAAAAACAACACGCAGGUUCUUAUUAACUGUCGAAAUAAUAAGAAACUGCUUGCGCGUGUGAAAGCGUUCGACAGGCAUUGCAACAUGGUGCUCGAGAAUGUCAAAGAGAUGUGGACUGAGGUCCCCCGCCCGGGGAAGGGGAAGAAAAAGUCAAAACCCGUUAAUAAAGACCGCUUCAUCAGUAAGAUGUUCCUACGCGGAGAUUCCGUUAUUCUUGUCCUGCGGAACCCCCUUGCGACGGCAGCGGCAUCGGCCCGUGGCUGA